Molecule: messenger RNA, 918 nt
Organism: Lithohypha guttulata
Lineage: Eukaryota; Fungi; Ascomycota; Eurotiomycetes; Chaetothyriales; Trichomeriaceae
Exons: 2
Coding region: 1-918 (305 amino acids)
Cellular component (GO): mRNA cleavage and polyadenylation specificity factor complex
Source: RefSeq, a predicted model, not a curated record
AUGACUUCACAUGACGACGUGGAUGAUGACAUCUAUCCCGAGGACAACGAUAGUUACGAACCUCAAGAAACUCGAAUGCAAGAUGCAGACGACGAAGAGGAAGGUGAAGAAAUUGAAUCUGAUAGUGACGACGAUAUUAAAUUUAUUACGGAAACGAAGGACGAACCUAAAGCUGAACCUGGCUCACAAAAGAACCUUCGACCUGGCUCACAAGUGAACGAAAGAGACAAGGCUAGACCUUCUCCCUCACCAACACCUGCGAUCAAGCGAGAAUUGACACCUCAAGCGAACAUCAACAGAAUCUCUACACCACAGAGUGAUGGUCGGCCUGGCACAGACUAUGCCGCAAGACAUACCUCGACCAUUGAUCCACUUAAUGGCAAUCCCAUACACCCUGCGACCGGCAAACCAAUCCUUCAGACAGACUUGGACAACGACUUCCCUACUGAGUCCUUGAAACCUUGGCGAAAACCAGGUGCAGAUGUAACAGACUACUUUAAUUAUGGCUUCGAUGAAUUUACGUGGGCGAGCUAUUGUCUGAAGAAGCAAAACAUGCCCAAAGAGAUCAAGGCGAUCAACCAAGAAACCGAACAGAUGAAAGCAUUUAUGGAUACAAUGCCAGGUGGCCUCGGUGGAGCAAUGCCCGCUGCCUCUGCACAACCCAUAGUACCAGAAAUGCCUAGUAUACCUGGAAUGCCGAGUCAAGUGGAGAUGCAGCAGAUGAUGGAAAUGAUGAAGAUGCAGGGAAUGGAUCCGAUGCAAAUGGACCCGAGUCAGAUGGCAAGCAUGAUGAUGGGUAUGGGUGCGCCAACCAUGCAAUCUGUUCAGCAACCACCAGCUGGUCCAGCCGGAUAUGGUGGAGGUCAUCAGGAGAAUUACAGUGGAAGGGGGAGAGGUAGAGGUCGAAGAUGGCAGUAA